Messenger RNA from Diabrotica virgifera virgifera (western corn rootworm), 1534 nucleotides. RefSeq names its product facilitated trehalose transporter Tret1. Gene Ontology annotation, cellular component: membrane. Lineage: Eukaryota; Metazoa; Arthropoda; Insecta; Coleoptera; Chrysomelidae. Gene Ontology annotation, biological process: transmembrane transport. Gene Ontology annotation, molecular function: transmembrane transporter activity. The record is from RefSeq and is a predicted model, not a curated record. The transcript has 2 exons. Bases 118 to 1527 code for a protein of 469 amino acids.
CUAAAAUAUCACCACCGAGUGUAUACCUUAAUAUACUUUAUUUUUACUUACAUAAUUUGUAGCAAAGCAGAUACUACUUUAUUGUAAAUUGGUUCAAGUCCUCAAAAUAAUUCAAAGAUGACUGUUUCGCCCGAAUUCAACAAUAUAUUUAAAGGAACACUACCUCAAUUAUUAGCUGUAUUAACAGGUAGUCUCUGUGCUUUGAGCGAUGGAAUGCAUUAUGGUUGGAGUGCUCCAGUAGUUCCAAUACUUAUGAGUCCAAGUUCUCCAAUACCUAUUACAAAGGAGGAGGGUGAAUGGUUGGAAAAUGUAUUUGUAAUUGGGGGAGUCUUGGGGCUUUGGCCAACAAUGUACUUAACAGAUAAAAUAGGUCGGAAAAAAUCAAUUUUAUUGGCAGCCUUCUUAUCAACGAUUGUCUGGAUUACUAUUGGUCUGGCCCCUAGCGUGGAGUAUAUACUUGUCGCCAGAGGAAUCGCUGGAGCAACAUCAAACAUAACGUUCGUAGCAGCUCCAAUGUAUAUUGCCGAAAUAGCGGAUCAAAAAAUACGAGGGUUUUUAAGUAGUUUAAUUUAUUUAUUGAUGCUUGUUGGAGUUCUGCUGGUAUACUCUAUUACUCCAUUUUGUCCUUUUUAUGUUCAUUGCUUAGUAGGAGCAGUAGUUGUCCUUAUAGAACUUGUAGGCUUUUCGUUUAUGCCAGAAAGUCCUUAUUAUUUAAUAAUUAAGGAUCAACCAGAGUCUGCUCACAAAUCACUAAGAAGAUUAAGGGGUAAAGAAGCAGAUGUAGAUGAUGAAAUCAAACAAAUUAAAUCAGCAGUUGAUCGCCAAAGAUCCGAAAGGUCACAAUUUUUAGAACUAUUUCUAGUCGCAAGUAAUAGAAAAGCAUUGCUUAUAAUGGUGUUUCUUAAUAUUGCGCAACAUUUUAGCAGUGUGAGCGUGCUCUUAAUGAAUAUGCACAUUAUUUUGGAGCAAGCUGGAUCUAUUUAUAUGGAUCCUCGUACAACUGCAAUUGUAUUUUCAGUAAUUAUGUUAAUAGCUGCAUCCAAAGGAUCGUUUUUAAUAGACAAAUUUGGUAGAAAGAUACUACUGAUGAGUUCAGCCUUUUUAUCAGGAUUUACGUUGCUAAUAUUGGCGAUUUAUUUUAAUUUGAAGAAUGAUGGAUAUAAUACCGCUAGCUUUAGCUGGAUUCCUAUUGUCUGUGUAAUGGUUUAUGCUUUUACUUUUAAGUUUGGCUUAGGUGUGGUUCCCAUAGUUAUAACAGCUGAAAUAUUUUCUACUACUGUAAAGGCUUCUGGUAUGGCAUUAGCAGAUGGCUCAUAUGUAGUUGGAUCCCUUUUAUCGUUACAAGUAUAUCAGCGACUAACCGAUUCAUUUGGACUACAAUAUCCCUUUUAUAUUUUUACUAUGUGCUGUUUCUCUACUGUCUGUUUUACAUAUUUUAUAAUUCCAGAAACCAAAGGUAAGACUUUGGAUGAAAUCCAACUCAUCCUAAAAGGAGAGUAUAAGAAAAAUAAAAUAGAAAAGAUAUAAAAACAAA